This is a messenger RNA of Sceloporus undulatus (fence lizard), 3501 nucleotides long. It is a transcript of the gene DNAI3, whose product is annotated as dynein axonemal intermediate chain 3. Gene Ontology annotation, cellular component: inner dynein arm. Lineage: Eukaryota; Metazoa; Chordata; Lepidosauria; Squamata; Phrynosomatidae. The transcript is spliced from 24 exons. Gene Ontology annotation, biological process: cilium movement involved in cell motility; inner dynein arm assembly. The record is from RefSeq and is a predicted model, not a curated record. The coding region runs from base 210 to 3047 and encodes 945 amino acids. Gene Ontology annotation, molecular function: dynein heavy chain binding; dynein light chain binding.
GGGAGAAUGCUCAUUGGCCGGCGGAAGUGCCACUCUGGAGUGGUUGUUGGUUGGCCCUAGCAACUGAAGGACGCCUUUCUGCAGAGAGAGAAACAGAGGGAGGAAGAGGGGGAAGUCCAUUUGCAAACAGGUACACUCAGCAGCUUAAUCCGGACAAUCGAAGUGGAAGGUCUUCAACCAUUUACAAAAGCAGAUAAAAAAUCUUCAAAAUGGCUGAAAGUCCAGCAACUCCUGAACCUGAAUCCCUUACCUCACCUGCUGUUAGCUCAGCAAAAAAAGGCAAAGGUAAAGGUAAAGGAACACCCAAGGCUAAGAAGAGUCCUAAAGCAUCACCUAAAGGAUCGCCUAAAGGAUCGCCUAAAAGAUCGCCUAAAGGAUCACCUAAAGAAUCACGUAAAGGAUCACCCAAAACAAAGCAAAAAUCUGCUACCAGAAAAGAAGAGGAAGCUGAUCUCUCUAUGGCAAGCAUGGGCCACCCAGAAAUCUUCCCGUUGGUCCUUACUGAAAAAACCCAGGAAAUAUUUAACUGCCGUGCUGAUGUAGACGUCACAGCUGAAAAUCCUCAUAAACUUGUGAAAAAAGAGGACAUCAUUAAUGAUAUGAAGACAAGAGCUGCAAUUUCUGACUUCCAUCCGAUCAAGAAAAUUAUCUUAGAUUAUCCUGGAGAAGAACUUCUGGUUGUAUUUGACAGAGAACUAAAAUAUGGGCAGAUCUUUUAUCUUAUUGCAACGGAAGAGGCCAAGGAGAGUAUUUUGAAUCCUCCAGAGGAAGAGGAAGAGGAAGGAGAAAUUAAAGAAGGGAUCCAAGAAGAAUAUAUUUACAAACCUCCUGUGCGCAAACCUUGGGUUUCACUGGGAAGUGAGAAGGAAAUUGAAGAAGAAUCGGUUAAGGAAUCAAGAAGUAGGAUAAAGUUCAUGAUAUCUCGUCCACACAAAGAAUUUGGGGUUCGGAUUAAAUUCCAUAAGAGAAAUGCAUCCACUGAUAAACAAGGCUAUGUGGACUGUACAUCUUAUCAAGACAAGAACUUCACUAUUCGACAACUUGAGAAACACACAGCUACACAGGUAGUCCCAGAAGAAAAAGUGACAGGAACGCAAACAAAAUGGACCUAUCCCAAAAAUGCAACCACACAGUACCAUCCUAGAGAAUUUUCAGAUGAGGAAAAGGAGAGAUAUUUAUCAUCAGAAGAGCUGAAAAACUUUCUUCUUAAUGUGGCUCUCAGAAUUGAGGUAGCACUCCAACAAAAUGAAAUAAUGAAUGCCUUUUUUGAUGACUGGAAGGCUCUUGCAGAAGAUGAAACUGGCUUUGUGGGCAAGUCAGAUGUCUUCCUGAAGGAAUACCAGUCCUUUACAGAUCUGCAUUAUCUCAAGGACAGAACUAUUAGCUGCAUUUGUUGGCAUCCAACCAUUUAUGGGAUCAUUGCUGUGGCAGUAACAGAGCGCCUUUCUUAUGAAGACCGAGUGCAACAGUCUGGGAAAUUACUCUUGUGGAAAGCACCAAUUCUGUUUUGGAGUUUUGCAGACCCUAUUCACCCUCAGCUAAUGUUGGAGUGCCCUGAAGAUAUCUACUGUUUUCAGUUUUCACCAAGUGAUCCCAACAUCAUUGCAGGAGGAUGUAUGAAUGGACAGAUUGUACUGUGGGAUAUUUCAGAAUAUCAAGAAAGGUUACAAAACGCAAAGUCAGGUGGAAGCAAGAACACCACAAUUAAUAUGCCAAGUUUCAUGAUGGAGCAACAAGUUGCAAAGGAGCCACAUGCAGUGAGAUAUUGUGCAGUCUCGUCUAUAGAAUACGGCCAUAAAGCAGUAAUAACAGAUAUACACUGGCUGCCAGAAUUGUUUGAGCUCAACAGAAUGGGCUCUGCAUUUGAAAACAGAGCUGGAGUUAGUGUACAGCUUGUCACCUGCUCACCUGAUUGCACAAUCUAUUUUUGGGAUCUUAGAGCCCAGAAGGCUACUCUCCAACCUUCGAUUGAGAAGAAAAAGGAGGAGAAGAUUGUUGCAGCUCUACCUGAUGUGCCUACUACCUUUAAACAUCUAGAUCUCUCCUGGAGGCCUCUAAUUAAGGUAACCCUGCCCAAGACACAUACAGGUGCGGAAUAUAGUCCAACAAAAAUUAGCUUUAAAGAAGAACACUAUCACACCAAAAUUCAAGAUAAAACACAACCCCAGUUCAAACCAGAGACAACUACAGAAAAACUGCCCUACAGUGAGAUACAAACCUCAACGAUGAAACCUCUUAAGAUGUUAGAAAAUAUUACCAGUAGCUUUUUGGUUGGGACGGAAGAUGGUGAAAUUCUUUGUUCAGACUGGAAGAUGGAAAGAGAUGGUGAUUCAGGAAGACUGCUUAGCCAGAAGCCAAGCAACGUACAUAUCAUCCAUGAUGGACUCGUUCACACUGUACAGAGGUCUCCAUUUUUCAAAGACAUCAUUCUCACAGUUGGAGGCUGGAAUUUUGCAAUCUGGAAAGAAGGUGUUACGAAUGGACCACUUCUUGGGUCAAGCUGUGCAGCCAAGAGAUAUACUGUUGGACACUGGUCCUUAUCGAGGCCAGGUGUUUUCUUCAUUGGAAGAGAAGAUGGAAAUAUUGACAUUUGGGACAUAUUGGAGAAAACUCAUGAACCGUCUCAGACCCAAAAUGUUUGUAUCGCUAUGAUUACUUGCAUCAAGCCCUGGAUUUACUCUUCAAAGCAGCACUUCUUAGCCGUAUCAGAUGACUUUGGUACACUACAUGUUUUAGAAAUUUCAUGGACACUAAGCCACCCUUCCAGCAAUGAGCGUUCCAGUGUUCUUUAUUACUUUGAGCGAGAAGUCAAGCACCUGGAGUUUGUUGAGCAGCGGAAAGAAUUCCGAGAGCAAGAAAGAGUGGCCUUGGAGCAUGAAAAGAUGAUGACGAAAAUGAAAUCAACUGGUGGUCAACGAUCAAGAGAAUUAAUGGAAGAAAAGAUCAAUCAAGAAUAUUCAGAAUUUUUGGAAUUAGAGAAGAGUCUUCUUAUUCGGCUUGGACUAGCGAAAGCACCAGAUAAAUUUAGCCAAUCCAGAACUGGUUAACUAUGUGGCCAACUGUUGUUGUCGUAUUCACUCUUGAACAACAUAGUUAACAAUACUGUACUGUAAUUCAAAAACGUAUCAGGGGACCCCAUGUGAAGCAUUGUUUUGGAAUCUACUGGGCAGUAGCACCCACUGUUCAGAAGGCAUCACCUCUUCCCAUUUCUUAGAGCCUUUAGCUUAUUUUGAAUUGAGAACUACCCAAAAUGUUAAAUAAAAAAUACACACACAGGCAACAUUUUGUUUGUGUUAUUCAGUUAUGUAUUCACAAUAAAAGCAACUCAGUUUGCAUUAUAUUUAAUUGAUAUGAAGUAGUCAUUAAUACAGAUAGUACAUAGACCCAUCUCUGUACAGUCAUAUUAACUGCAUAAGCAAUCAAAACACAGAAAGGUCAAGGGGUUUAUUUCACAUUAUCUUUUUAGGCAUCCAGCACUGAAACUAGGCAUCAGGUUUUUUC